CUGCCUUCGGUGCGUACGGAGCCCGGGGGUGUCUGGUCCCCGCCAGCUCAUGCUGCUUCCCCGGGGACCCUUCCCUGGGACUUGGCGAGUUUCGUGACAGCCAAUAGCGAGCUAUUUGAUUCUUACAACUACUCAAGUUUUUGAGAUACAAGAUGAAGCAAGAUCCUGCAAGAAAUGCUGCCUACACUGUGGAUUGUGAAGAUUAUGUCCAUGUGGUAGAAUUUAACCCCUUUGAGAGUGGAGAUUCAGGAAAUUUAAUUGCAUAUGGUGGCAGUAAUUAUGUGGUUAUUGGCAUGUGCACAUUUCAGGAGGAAGAAACAGACAUUGAAGGAAUUCAGUACAAAACCCUACGGACGUUUCACCAUGGAGUCCGAGUUGAUGGCAUAGCCUGGAGCCCAGAGACCAGACUUGAUUCACUGCCUCCAGUAAUCAAAUUUUGUACUUCAGCUGCUGAUAUGAAAAUUAGAUUAUUUACUUCAGAUCUUCAAGAUAAAAAUGAAUAUAAGGUUUUGGAGGGUCAUUCAGAUUUCAUUAAUGACUUGGUGUUCCAUCCCAAGGAAGGCCAUGAAAUUGCAAGUGUAAGUGAUGACCACACCUGCAGGAUUUGGAGCUUGGAAGGAAAACAGACGGCUCAUUUUCUUCUUCAUUCUCCUGGAAUGAGUGUGUGCUGGCACCCUGAGGAAACGUUUAAGCUGAUGGUUGCAGAGAAGAAUGGAACGAUCCGGUUUUAUGAUCUAAUGGCCCAACAGGCAAUUUUAUCUCUUCAAUCAGAACAGAUACCCUUAAUGUCAGCACACUGGUGCUUGAAAAACACCUUCAAAGUUGGUGCUGUUGCAGGAAAUGACUGGAUAAUUUGGGAUAUCACUCGGUCCAGUUAUCCUCAAGAGACCAGACCUGUUCACAUGGAUCGAGCACACUUAUUUAGGUGGUCUGCAAUCAGUGAAAACUUAUUUGCAACCACUGGAUACCCCGGCAAAAUGGCAAGUCAGUUUCAAAUUCAUCAUUUAGGACACUCUCAGCCCAUCCUCACUGGUUCUGUAGCUGUCGGAUCUGGUCUUUCUUGGCAUAGAACACUCCCACUAUGUGCAGUUGGAGGAGACCACAAGCUCUUGUUUUGGGUGACAGAAAUAUGAUUUUCCUCUGAAUUUUUGAUCCUAUGCUUUGUAUUUUUAGUAUAUAUUUUGGAGAAAUCCUUAUUUUUGUAUCAAAUAUACUGUAAAUCUAAAAAUGUCUCAGUUGUCUUUUCUGAUAAAUAAAAUUAUGGAGACUUCUUGAAAAAUA
Molecule: messenger RNA, 1281 nt
Organism: Peromyscus leucopus (white-footed mouse)
Lineage: Eukaryota; Metazoa; Chordata; Mammalia; Rodentia; Cricetidae
Gene: Nup37
Product: nucleoporin 37
Exons: 10
Coding region: 153-1133 (326 amino acids)
Cellular component (GO): nuclear pore outer ring
Molecular function (GO): protein binding
Source: RefSeq, a predicted model, not a curated record